GUUUCACAAUAGACGUUUAUACACCAUUCGAUAGAGAAUUUCAAGAGCUACAUUUUGCACUAUUUGUAUUUCAAGAUAGAUAAAAUCGACUUUUUGGCCUAAUGUCCGCUUAGUUGCCCACUGUGCGUUUAAAGGAUGGAAAAUUCAACACAGUCAAAGUCAAUUCAACACAAAGUGAAAAGUUCUUUAUGAUUAAUUAAAGCAUCCAAGUUUAGGGCUAUGUUAUCAAAAUUGGAAAACAAGCACAAUUUACAUUGGUGAAGAGAAAUUUUACCCUGCCCGAAAGUACUAUGCUACGAGACAACGAAAAUGGUUUAAUGAUUUAGACGCAAAAUCGAAAACUGGUGAUCUACGAAAAGAAGAUUAUCCACCUGCGGAACAACGAAGAGCAUGGAUGGCUGUGAAGGAUACGUUAAUCAGGCGAUAUAGUAUGGUUGAUUACUCUACAUCAGCACCAAACAAGUCAAACAAACCAUUGUAG
Messenger RNA from Didymodactylos carnosus, 481 nucleotides. Lineage: Eukaryota; Metazoa; Rotifera; Eurotatoria; Philodinida; Philodinidae. The record is from the annotation of a GenBank genome assembly.